Messenger RNA from Porites evermanni, 663 nucleotides. The record is from the annotation of a GenBank genome assembly. NCBI's taxonomy places the organism in Eukaryota, Metazoa, Cnidaria, Anthozoa, Scleractinia, Poritidae.
AUGCAGUUUGCGCGAACGUUGGAAAAAAGGCAGGCGAUCCUCGACGAGAGUUUCGAGCUGAUCGAGUGUUGGGAGCAUGAUUUCAAAAGAAGACAACUGUAUCCAAAAAAGAAAACGGAAACUUUUCCGCAUAUCAUCGUGUUUGAUUUUGAGUCGGUGCUGGACACGAGCAAACGCAAGCAGGCGACGAAGUGCCGGUGUCCGUUUUGUCGGCAGACACUUUGGAUCGAGCGCCAAAGUACACCAGUAGCAAAGAUCCCAAAGAGCGGAGCUGGAGAUUCUAGGAGGCGCUUGAGCGUCUGGACGCGGCUAUCCGAGAAGGCAUUCGGCGAUACAUUCCGUAGGAUUUCGAAUUUCUGCCGGAGCAGCAACAAAAGCGUAUUUGCUAAUGGUGUUUUCUAAUCCCAGAUUUGGGUUUCAAAACCGGGCGUUAUGAUUUGAAGCUGAUAAAAAAAGUAUUUUAUGACCCAAGUCGCGCCAGACAGCGAUGUUAAAGUGGCCAACAAACAGAACAAGGCCAUGUACUUGUCAACGCCGUCGUUCAAGUUUCUGGACAUCAUCAACUUCAUCAGCUACAGGACCAGUUAUGAUGAAAGGGUGAAAAUGUACGGCGCCAAGCUCUCAAAAUCGUGGUUCCCCUACAAGUGGUUUGACACAGCCGAA